This is a messenger RNA of Chinchilla lanigera (long-tailed chinchilla), 2205 nucleotides long. RefSeq names its product protein phosphatase 1, regulatory subunit 15A (gene Ppp1r15a). The transcript is spliced from 3 exons. Gene Ontology annotation, biological process: response to endoplasmic reticulum stress. The record is from RefSeq and is a predicted model, not a curated record. Gene Ontology annotation, cellular component: protein phosphatase type 1 complex; endoplasmic reticulum. The coding region runs from base 248 to 2125 and encodes 625 amino acids. Gene Ontology annotation, molecular function: protein phosphatase regulator activity. NCBI's taxonomy places the organism in Eukaryota, Metazoa, Chordata, Mammalia, Rodentia, Chinchillidae.
AGCGGCACUGCUAAUCUGAUUCGGUCCGGCUUUCUGAAUAGUUACCUGAGAGACGCCGAGUACCAAGAGCACCGAGCGGUUCUACGUCACGACUGCGGCAGCCGGGAUCCCCGAAACUCUCCAGGGCGACCUGUGAGGCGAGAUGAGCGCGCCGGCCUCCCGAGCCCUCCGGACCUGCGAUCGCUUCUGGCAACCCGAGCCGGCGCUCCUGCCCCCGGGCUGACGCGCAGCCCCGCCGCCUAGACAGAUGGCCCCAGGCCAAGUGCCCCAUCACAUCAGGCCCUGGCGGGAUGCCCAGGCCUUGUACCUGCUGUCCCCGCUGAUGGGCUUCCUGAGCCGGGCCUGGAGCCUCCUGAGGGGCCCAGGGCCCCCCCAGCCCUGGCUGGUGGAAGCCAGAAUAGGAGCAGACGAGCUAGAAGCUGGCGUGGAGGGUGAAGCCAAGGCUCCUCCUGAAGGGCUCCAUUUCCCCCGGCCCCAAAACCCAGAAGGCAAAGCUGAAGACAGCACGGCCCCCGGGGAGGAUGGAGAGGCAGCAGCAGGGCCCAGCCUUGGCCUGGAAGCUAGCAGUUCUGCUCCCGAAGCCUGGAGACUUUGCUAUGGCCACGGUGCAGGGUAUGGGAAGGAAGAGGCGGACAGGCAGCAGCCAGGAGGGUUCACACACGGCCAGCCUGCGCCCCUGUCCCCCCGCCUGCUGCUAAGGGCCCUGCCAGGUCCUGAUAAGCGCCCCGGAGACGAGCAGGCUGAAGAAAGGGAAGUUGCUGAAGAGGAGGGAGAGACCAAGUUGGCUUAUCUGGCAUCACACGGCCAGGGUGGUCCUGCCAGGGAGGAGCAGGAGGAGGCUGCGGAGGCUGUCAACAGAGAAGCUGCCGCUGCCUCUGCUUCCCCAGUGGCCCCAGGACUCAGGCCCAGCACUUGGCUGUGUUGCCCCCGGGAGGAAGAGGAGCGAGCCACGGAGGACAAAGAGACAGAAAAUACCGGAGCCAGGGAGUCCCCCCUUUCCCCCUCGUGCUCCAGCUCCUGCCCCGGGGCCUGGCAGAGCUGCUCAGGAGAGGCGGCUGAGAAGGGCACGAAGGCCAGAGAAGUAGGCAAGAAAGGAGACGCUGACCCAAAGCCACGGUCCUUGGUUCCCCGCCAGGGGCUUCUGCUCGGGCCCUGUGAGGGUCAACCCAGAGAGAGUGCAGAGGAGGAGGACGAAGAGGAGGACUGUGAUUCCAGAUCGGCUCAGGACGAGAGAGGAGCUGGGGAUCCUUCUACCUGCACCACAGAUGCCUUCCUGAGGGCCUGGGUCUAUCGGCCUGGAGAGGACACGGAGGAGGAGGAGGAGGAGGAGGAGGAGGAGGCGGAGGAGGGUGAAGAAGAAGAUGAGGAUAGUGAUUCAGGAUCAGCUGAGGAACAGGGAGAAGCUGAUGCUUCUUCGUCCACCCUGGGCACCAGCACCUUCCUGAGGGCCUGGGUCUAUCGGCCUGGAGAGGACACAGAGGAGGAGGAUGAGUGGGAGGAGAACCAGGACACAGAGGCUGAUUCAGGAGCAGCUGAGCACAGAGAAGCUGACUGGAGCCCAGCCACCUCCCUUCAGCUCCAGGGGACCCUGCCCAGGGCAUGGACAGCGCCACCUGGAGAGGGGAGAAGGGAAGAGCACUCGGCUGAGGCCAGGGCUGGAGCUGGGCCUCAACCCCUCCCCGUGGCCAUCUAUGUCCCUGGACAGACACCCCCGGCUCCCUGGGCCACUCCUAAGUUGCCGCUCCGACUGCAGAGGAGGCUGAGGUUGUCAGAGACCCUCCCCCAGGAUCAGGACCCCAAGGUUUCCCCAAAGGACAGAAAGGUGCGCUUCUCUGAGAAGGUCACAGUGCAUCUCCUGGCUGUGUGGGCUGGACCCGCCCAGGCCGCCCGGAGAGGCCCCUGGGAGCAGUUCGCCCGGGAUCGCAGCCGCUUCGCCCGCCGCAUCGCCCAGGCCCAAGAGGAGCUGGGCCCCUGCCUCACCCCUGCCUGGCGCGCCCGAGCUUGGGCUCGCCUUGGGAACCAACCCCCGGCCACCUUCCUACCCACACCAUCACCACCAUCACCACCAUCCACUCCCCUACCCCCCCAGUCCUUGCCAAGUCCCCAAUCCAGGUCCUGCCCUUGAUCCAAGCCCUGGCACACCCUGGCCCUCUCCUCCAAAAUGUUGUUGUAGAGCUGGAAUAAAUCCUUCUGAUUUGUAGUAAA